Molecule: messenger RNA, 2971 nt
Organism: Bradysia coprophila
Lineage: Eukaryota; Metazoa; Arthropoda; Insecta; Diptera; Sciaridae
Source: RefSeq, a predicted model, not a curated record
UGAAUACCAAAAGUUCUCUAAGGUUGGCUCGUAUUUUGGUCAGUAAAUACAACGUGCACAACGAAUCGCCGGUUCAAAAAAAAAUGUACCGAGAAAAAUUCAAGUGUAAUUCAAACUAUAUCAAGAAGUUAUUGGACAAACAAAUUGUAUUGCCUAAUGGAGAACUGACUCCAGUGUUUAUUAAAAGUAGAGACCGCUACGGACUUUACGAUUGCCUGAUUUGUCCGGCACAUCAAAUGAGUCCUUUCAAUUUGACUCAACAUUUAAAUGGACGAAGACACAAUCAAAACAUUAGGUCAAUGGACGCAUCUGAAGAACCGGAAACCCAGAACGUUGAAGAUGCUCCCUCAUUUCAUUCGGAUACAGUUGACGAAUGUCCGAAGCGCAAGAGUGAAAACUGUACUUCCGGGUCCGCAAAUAGCGGAUCUGCAAAGUGUGUCUCACCUCGUACAGACGAUGACAGUUCUGCUAGCGUGCCUAAAAUAUCAACACUACAGACUACUAUUGACAAUAUCCAAGAUAUAUCUAUUAUUGGGUUGGAGCAUAUUUUGGAUGUGCAAUUGAAUGCUGAAUCAACAUACCUCUGUGUGCUGUGUCAAAAAAUGUUUGACCGAAUAAGCGAUGUUGUGGAGCAUUUAACAUCGUACAACCAUCGUUUGUUGUAUCUGCAAAAAUUCUUCCCAAAGGUAUUCGACGAUGUUUGUCACCUCAUCGAAAUGGUAUGCGAGGGAAUUGAAAGCAAAUUUCACCGAUCGAAGUUGAUCGUCUUGGAGAAAAGUGAAUAUUUGGAUAACAAGGAGAAGUAUAUUCGAUUGGUAUCUUCCGAAUACAUCAACGAAAACAUUGGAUGUGCAGAACUUAUUUUAGCAGAUAAAGGUACUUCGGCAUCCGCUGCUCCUGGAACUGUAUGCGAUGGAAAAGAAGAAACGAUAUCCAUUUCAAGCGAUACGUCCAGCGAAGGAUCACCUCCCAGUACAACCACAGUCAAACUGGCAACGCUAUGGACUCAGAUGGCUGCAGCGAAGAGUGAACUAUUGAAAGCUUAUCAGUUGUAUCUCACGAAACCUGCUUCGUAUCCUGGUUAUUCUGAUAUGUGGAUUACAUUUUGGAAUAAGCGCAUCGAUGAGUUAAAAGAUAGUAGCAGACUCAGUACGUACGACUGGACAUCCGAAUGGGCAUUGGAAUGGAAAAAAAUAAUGAAUGAAAAAUUAAGAACGGACAUGGAAGUCGAAUGUUCCAGAAUUAAGAAAGCAUUGGGAAUAACUGAUGAUAUGCUCGGUGAAGGCGAGAAGAAUUUUAUGCAGCCACCGAAUGUAGCCGUUGAUACUGUGAAACCAGUAAUGUCACAGUCUACGCCAGUGGCGAUUGACCAGGAAAAAUCAACCUUGUCUAAUGUGUCGGAGUCUAGUACAAGAUCACGUCCUCCUCAACAACCAGUUUCAUCGCGUUCUCUUGCAAACUCGAAUGCGCGUCAGACCAGUUCCGUAUCCAACGACCAGAAAAAGACGACAAUUUCUUCAAAUGAAUCUUGGAAACCAUUAAGAUUGGAGCAGUUGCUGGAAAAACAUAAACACAACGACGACUUCAUGAUUUCAUGGAGAGAAUUGCUUACCAUAUUCGAGAUUGAAGAGGGCGACAAUUCUAAGGAAGCCGAAUCCAUUUCUCCACAAACCCGCCAAGUACCUGAUGAUCCAUCAAACAACCAAAUUGAUUGUGUGGACAAUGCAGCGGUUGACGAACCAUUAGUCGAAAAUGUUAAACCUGUAUCCGUUAUGUCUGUGCUCAGAACAUUAGUUGCGCUCGAAAACAUACUUGGCAGCUUAGCUCCAAAAGUAAUUGAUCUACUUCAGACUGCUAUCGCAAUGGAAGGAUUAAAGGCAGGUUCCUCAACCACACUCCUGCAUAACAGCAAUUAUUGCAUUUUAUUUGAAACGAUUCGGGAAAAAUUCAAAGGACUUCUUAUGGGCGAUUUGGUUGUGGCCAACUUACAAAAAAAUAUCCGAAAGGCGAUCGAUGAUAUGACGACCUUACUCCAAUCGGCCGAGAGAUCAAAGACCUGCUAUGUGCUGCCAACAUUCAAAAAAACAUCGCCGCAAGCCCAAACAUUUCUACCAAUCGAGAGUUCGAAGAAUUAUGACAUUCUGGCAUCGUUGAACGAGAGUAUUUUUAAACCGCAACCCCCAAUAUCAAUCGAAAGUCCACAAAAAUAUUACGUUGCACCGAUUGAGAAAACAGCACCACAACCCCGAACUGCCGUACCAAUUAACAGUCCAAAAAGUUGUUCGGUGGCACCAUUGUUUCACCAGAAUGUUGAAAAAGCGACAACACCACCCCAAGUAUCAUCAUCGCCACCUGAUGUGGAUUGCAACGAGGAGCCUGCCACGUUGAAAGAUUCAGAAAUAAAGACCCUCAUGAAAAAAUUUUCGUAUUUAUCGGAUAAAGACAAAAACAACUUUACGGCUUAUUUGAACAAGCUCAGGAUUAGUGAUCCGAAUCGUUUAACGCGGCUCAAAAAUGAAAUCUGUGAAAAUCAAGUUCUCCAUCAGUCAUCGGUGUUAGAAUGGGAACGGGAGAUGAAUUGUGCUGGUGAGGCGGCCUCUUACAAUUCGACGAACUACAUAGACAAUACAAUCGGAAGCGGCGAUUGCGACCAAACCAUGUCGUUGGCAUAUCAAGUUGCCCAAAAAAAUUCUGCAGUCAAGAUAAAGCGAAAAACUUGCAGUGGAACUGAGGGCAUUUUUGAAGAAAAGCGGUUUUAUCCAGGCUAACUGGAUAGGCGAGUGUAAAAACUCCAAUUCUUUCAUUUAAGUUUUGACAAUUUUGUUGCAGUGGUAAGUGCUGCAAACUGAAUACAUAAAAUGUUAAAACUUGCAAAAUGAAUUACUCUUUUUACAAUUACGAGAUUUAUGAUCUGUUUAAGGUCCGUUGUUUUGCAUUAUUCGAAUACAUAUUUUACACCGUUUUUGUCGAA